This is a messenger RNA of Scaptodrosophila lebanonensis, 1184 nucleotides long. RefSeq names its product putative phosphatidate phosphatase. The coding region runs from base 156 to 1184 and encodes 342 amino acids. The transcript has a single exon. NCBI's taxonomy places the organism in Eukaryota, Metazoa, Arthropoda, Insecta, Diptera, Drosophilidae. Gene Ontology annotation, biological process: phospholipid metabolic process; signal transduction; phospholipid dephosphorylation. Gene Ontology annotation, molecular function: phosphatidate phosphatase activity. The record is from RefSeq and is a predicted model, not a curated record.
UUCGCAUUUCUCGAUUUCUCGUUUUCUCUACUUCUCGACGUUUUUUCGACUUCUCGGGAGCCUUGUGCGUGUUGUUGCAUCGCCAGAGAGCUGCAUCGCCAGCUUCGAUAGUGAAGUGAAAUUGUUGCGGGAAAGUAUCCGUCGCCCAUUCGAGCAUGUCCAAGUAUACGAAGACCGCACGCGGGAUCUGCGAUCUGCUGCUCUUCGUCGCCCUCAACGCCUCCAAUUUUGCGCUGUACAAGCUGGUGAGACCCUUUAAGCGCGGCUUCUUCUGCGGCGAUGAGUCACUCGGCUAUCCGUUGCGUGAGAACACCAUUGGGGCAGCAUUGCUCAUCAGUUUGGUGCUCGGAAUACCCACAUCGGUGAUUGUGGUCGUCGAAUUGUUCAAGCAGCUGCCGGGCCAGAAUAACGGUGCUGGAGGAGGAUGUGAUAAGCGCAAGGGUUGUCGUCUGCUGCAUCGUUUUGGGCAACUCUACAAGCAGGCUGGCUACUAUCUGUUUGGCUUCGCGAUGGUCACCUUCGCCACCCUGCUCUCCAAGAACUGUAUUGGCCGUUUGCGGCCACACUUCUAUGCCGCCUGCCAGCCGAUGCUGGCCGAUGGCACCAGCUGUGCGGAUGUCCAGAACCAGGGCCGCUACAUCGAUAGCUACACCUGCACGAAUGCGAAUGUUACGGACUUCAUAUUCCAGCAGCUGAAUCAGUCCUUCCCCAGCGGCCAUGCCAGCAUGAUGAUGUAUGCGAUGCUCUAUCUGGCCAUUUAUUUGCAGGCGGCAUUGAGCACCAGGAUCUCGAAGCUGCUGAAGCAUCUGCUGCAGUUCCUCUUCGUGAUGCUGGCCUGGUAUGCGUCCCUCACGCGGAUUACAGACUUCUGGCAUCACUGGUCCGAUGUGUUGUCCGGUGUGGUGCUGGGUGCGAUCUUUGCAUUCCUCACCACCAUCUAUGUGGCCGAUUUGUUUGCCUUCAAGCGUUGGAAUCGCGGCAGUUCUGGCGCCUACUGUACGAUAAAGAAAUCGCAGGUCUCGCCCAAGAAUUCGGCUGCCAAAGCCACCACCGGGGCUGUGGCAGCCGCCGCCGCUCCCCCCGCCCUGCCCGCCUACACCUUCGGCACUCUGCCCUAUGUGGCGCAUCCAGCACAGGCGGCGCAUUAUGCGCAAACCUACCACAACUAUGGAUAUGUGCCUUGA